CGCCGCGUUUCCGCCCGACCCGCGCCGGGGACGCCCGCCCUGCGCGCCCGCCCUGCGCCUGCGCGCGGCUCGCCGCGGUCUUCCCUGCGCAGGCGCAGAGCGGUGGCGGCGCCUCGGGUCCGCUCCGGGGCGAGUCUGGCGUCCCUCAGAGGCAGAAGAGGCCUGGACCUCGGCGCGGGCAGACCCAGGAACAGAUGAGCAGGGAUGUCUGCAUCCACACCUGGCCGUGUACCUACUACCUGGAGCCAGAGAGGCGAUGGGUUACUGGCCAGCUGUCCUUGACGUCGCUGUCACUCAGGUUCGUAACUGACAGCACCGGCGAGACUCUGGUCAGCUUCCCCCUCUCCAGCAUAGUCGAGAUCAAGAAGGAGGCCUCCCAUUUUAUCUUCAGCUCCAUCACCGUUCUGGAGAAGGGCCAUGCCAAGCACUGGUUCAGCUCCCUGCGGCCGAGUCGAAAUGUGGUCUUCAGCAUCAUCGAGCAUUUCUGGAGGGAGCUGCUGCUGUCUCAGCCUGUGGCAGACGCGUCUGCCCCAGGGACCCGGGGCAAGGAGCUGACGGGACUCAUGGCCGGAUCUCAGAAGCGCCUGGAGGACACAGCAAGGGUCCUGCACCACCAGGGCCAGCAGCUGGAUGGCGUCAUGAGAGGCCUGGACAAGAUGGAGUCAGACCUGGAGGUGGCAGACAGAUUGUUGACAGAACUGGAAUCUCCUGCUUGGUGGCCCUUUAGCUCCAAGCUUUGGAAGACACCAUCAGAAGCAAAGCCCAGGGAAGGUGUCUCUGUGAAACCAAGUUGUGAACCCUCUGGGAAAGAAGGGGUGCUGAUCCAAAUUCCUGCCAUCAUUUCCCACAGAACAGAGUCUCACGUUAAGCCAGGGAGGCUCACUGUCCUCGUGUCUGGGUUGGAAAUCCAUGAUUCCAGUUCUUUGCUCAUGCACAGAUUUGAAAGAGAAGAUGUGGACGACAUCAAGGUCCACUCACCUUACGAAAUCAGCAUCCGCCAGCGGUUUAUUGGAAAGCCAGACCUGGCCUAUCGUUUGCUAUCCGCCAAGAUGCCGGACGCCAUCCCCGUUUUAGAAGUGCAGUUCAGUAAGAAGAUGGAGCUGUCGGAAGAGGCCUUGGUGCUCAGAAGCGUGAGAAGCUCUUCCCCAGCAGAGAAGAGCCGCUCCGUCUGGCGUGCAGCAUCUGGGCUGAUGGGCCGCGCCCUGCACCGUGAGCCACCCGCGGGAGACCGGGAGGGCCCGGCCCUGCACCUGCAGAUGAGCCCGCCGGCCCUGUCCGAGGCAGAGACCCAGGAACUAACCCAGAUCCUGAGGAGGAUGAAGGGGCUGGCCCUGGAGGCCGAGAGCGAGCUGGAGAGACAGGAUGAAGCCCUGGAUGGUGUCACGGCGGCCGUGGACAGGGCAACCUUGACCAUCGACAAGCACAACAGGCGGAUGAAGAGGCUGACCUAGGGGCACACGUCCCCCUGAGAUGAUGGGCUGGGAGGCGGUGCCGGGGCUGCAGAGGCCUGUGGCCUCCCCCCCGGAUGGGGCUGCUGCCGUGGAGCCGCCUCCGCACCAGGGGUGCGCCGUGCCUGCCCCCUACGCGCUUCUCCCUGAUGGCGGGCAGGACCCGGCUGCAUGUUCUGCAGAUGGCGCAGGACAGUGGACAUGGCAGGGCCCUAGGGACACUGGGCACAGGCCUGGAAGAGGCCAGCAAGCCGCCCUUCUCAUCUCAGCUCCCUUCCGUGGACGGACCGGCCUUCCUAGCUGUGCUAUGACUUUGUGAGUGAAGUUAGAGCCAGCUCACCUGAGGGCAUCCUCUAACACCCAACUGUUCUUUUAUCGUCUCUGUUUUAGCCAGAAGUGAAAACAGCAUGACUGCACCUUUCGGCCCCAUUUCCAUCCAGAAAUAAAGCGAAAUGCUGGCUU
Molecule: messenger RNA, 1910 nt
Organism: Saimiri boliviensis boliviensis (Bolivian squirrel monkey)
Lineage: Eukaryota; Metazoa; Chordata; Mammalia; Primates; Cebidae
Gene: SNAP47
Product: synaptosome associated protein 47
Biological process (GO): synaptic vesicle priming; exocytosis; synaptic vesicle fusion to presynaptic active zone membrane
Cellular component (GO): SNARE complex; plasma membrane
Molecular function (GO): SNAP receptor activity; syntaxin binding
Source: RefSeq, a predicted model, not a curated record